This is a messenger RNA of Suillus discolor, 978 nucleotides long. RefSeq names its product rab geranylgeranyltransferase. The transcript has 7 exons. The coding region runs from base 1 to 978 and encodes 325 amino acids. Gene Ontology annotation, molecular function: Rab geranylgeranyltransferase activity. The record is from RefSeq and is a predicted model, not a curated record. Gene Ontology annotation, cellular component: Rab-protein geranylgeranyltransferase complex. Gene Ontology annotation, biological process: protein geranylgeranylation. Lineage: Eukaryota; Fungi; Basidiomycota; Agaricomycetes; Boletales; Suillaceae.
AUGUCCAGUUCUCUGCUCGUUCCCCAACAUGUUGCAUAUAUCGCAGCUCUUGGAGAUAGCAAACAUGAGCUGUCCUAUCAUCUCUCGGCUCACCUAAGGAUGAACGCAGUGUACUGGGGCUUGACUGCUCUUUUGAUCAUGGGACAUGGGGACGCGUUGGAUCGCGAUGAGAUGAUAGAUUUUGUUAUGAGCUGCUGGGAUGAGGAGGCAGGCGCUUUUAGCGCUCAUCCUGAUCAUGACGCGCACCUGCUUUCUACUCUCAGCGCAAUACAAAUUUUGUUAAUGCAGGAUGCGCUCAAUAGAGUCGAUGUUGACCGCGUUGUGAAAUUCAUUUUAUCUUUGCAGCAACCUUCUGGAGUUUUUGCGGGCGACGCCUUCGGGGAAACUGAUACACGGUUUUCGUAUUGUGCGGUCAACGCUCUCUCGCUUCUUGGCAAGCUUGAUGAAUUGGACGUUGAGAAAACGGUCGCAUAUAUCAGGCGUUGCAGGAAUUUUGAUGGUGGAUUUGGCCACGUUGCGGGUGCCGAAAGUCAUGCUUCACAAGUAUUUGUUUGCGUUGCGGCACUCGCUAUCCUGGACAGAUUGGAUGAGGUCGAUCAGCCAACCUUGUGUUGGUGGUUAUCGGAACGACAAUUACCGAAUGGAGGACUUAACGGGCGCCCUGAAAAGCUGGAAGAUGUUUGCUACAGCUUCUGGGUGUUAUCCGCCCUUGCUAUCCUUAACAAGCUCGCAUGGAUAGACUCGAGUAAGCUGGAAGCCUUCAUUCUCUCUGCGCAAGACACCGAGUCAGGAGGUAUUGCCGACCGCCCGGGCGAUAUGCCUGAUGUCUUCCAUACGAUAUUUGGCUUGGCCGGUCUGUCAUUACUAGGAUACCCGGCACUAGUGGACCUUGACCCGGUGUACUGCAUGCCUGCGAGCAUCAUUGAAAAUUUGGGUCUCAGGAAGGGGUGGAAGGCUUUGCAGAGAAGGACUUCGUGA